AUGGCUCCUGCACCAAUUUCCACCAUCAACGUAGGACACAUUGAUGAUGUGCAAGAAUUAAGAAGAACAAAACCAAAGACAGUUCCUCAAAGAUUUGUAAGAGAUAUGACAGAAAGACCAACACUUCAAACAUCUCUUGAACCACAAAAUAGUGACAUGCCUGUCAUUGAUUUCUCUAAGCUUAGUAAAGGGAGCAAAGAGGAUUUGCUCAAUGAACUUUGCAAGCUUUCAGUCGCUUGUCAAGAGUGGGGAUUUUUUCAGGUGAUUAAUCAUGAGGUUGACAUCAAUCUAAUGAAAAACAUAGAGGAUAUGAGUAAGGAAUUUUUCAUGCUACCUUUGGAAGAGAAACAGAAGUAUCCUAUGGCACCAGGAACAGUCCAAGGAUAUGGACAAGCUUUUGUUUUCUCAGAGGAUCAGAAACUUGAUUGGUGCAACAUGUUUGCUUUAGGAAUUGCACCUCUCUAUGUUAGGGACCCAAAUCUCUGGCCAAAGAAACCAGCAAAACUCAGUGAAACAAUAGAAUUGUACUCAAGAAAAACCAAGAAACUUUGCCAAAAUUUGCUGAAAUACAUAGCAUUAGGCCUGAGUUUGGAAGAAGAUGUUUUUGAGGAGAUGUUUGGUGAAGCAGUACAAGCCAUACGGAUGAAUUACUACCCAACAUGUUCAAGGCCUGACCUUGUUUUGGGCCUGAGUCCUCAUUCAGAUGGAAGUGCUCUUACUGUGCUGCAGCAAGCAAAGGGAAGCCCAGUGGGCCUUCAAAUACUUAAAGACAACAGAUGGGUCCCUGUUCAACCAAUUCCAAAUGCUCUUGUCAUCAACAUUGGUGACACAAUAGAAGUUCUUACAAAUGGAAAAUACAAAAGUGUGGAGCAUAGGGCUGUGGCUCAUGAGGAAAAAGACAGGCUUUCAAUUGUGACAUUUUAUGCUCCUAGCUAUGAGGUAGAGCUUGGACCAAUGCAAGAAUUUGUGGAUGAAAAUCACCCAUGCAAGUAUAGGAGAUACAAUCAUGGAGAGUAUAGUAAACAUUAUGUGACAAAUAAAUUACAAGGAAAGAGGACUUUGGACUUUGCAAAAGUGGGAAAAGAUGAAUAA
Messenger RNA from Lathyrus sativus (Indian pea), 1092 nucleotides. The record is from the annotation of a GenBank genome assembly. NCBI's taxonomy places the organism in Eukaryota, Viridiplantae, Streptophyta, Magnoliopsida, Fabales, Fabaceae.